GCGAGAGAGUCUUGACGUCAUUCAGGUUUAUUAGCGGUCUUCGCGGUUCCCACAAACACCAGUCACACUCUCCUUGUGCUCUGUGCAGAAGUGUAUGGUCAAUGCCGUGCUUGGCCCCCUUCUACAUUAGUUCUCCCAUGCCCGGGAACUGGAGCAGGAACAAGGGUUUUACCUAAGAGAGCGCUGAAGGACCAAGAAGCAGCCUAUUGACCAGUUUUUGCAAGGAAGGCGAGUCCAGUUUUCCUCCAUGUGAAGAAAAGGGCGAUCACCAUAGAGAUGAACGAGAGCGCAACAGCCAAUGAGAGUUUAGCGGGGCUUUCCGUGGCCUCGUGGGUGGAAGCCGAGGCCUUCAACGGCAACGGCAGCCUCGCGCUCUCCUCCCCCUCCUCCUCCUCCUCCUCAUCCUCAUCCCUCCUCGACUUCCCCGUGAACCCGUGGGACAUCAUGCUGUGCCUGUCUGGCACGGUGAUCGCGUGCGAGAACGCCAUCGUGGUGGCGAUCAUCUUCUACACGCCGACGCUGCGCACGCCCAUGUUCGUGUUGAUCGGCAGCCUGGCCACGGCGGACCUGCUGGCGGGCGUGGGGCUCAUCCUGAACUUUGUGUUUCAGUACGUGAUCUCCUCUGAGACCAUCAGCCUCAUUACGGUGGGCUUCCUCGUGGCCUCGUUCACGGCGUCCAUCAGCAGCCUGCUGGCCAUCACGGUGGACCGCUACCUGUCGCUCUACAACGCGCUCACGUACGUGUCGGAGAAGACGCUUCACUAUGUUCACCUGAUGCUGGUGGGCGCGUGGGGCGCGUCUCUGGGCCUCGGCCUGCUGCCCGUGUUGGGCUGGAACUGCCUGGACGACGCCGAGUCCUGCAGCAUCGUGCGGCCGCUGCGGCGCGCCAACGUUACGCUGCUGGCUGCCUCCUUCUUCGUCAUCUUCGCGCUCAUGCUUAGCCUGUACGUGCGCAUCUGCAAGAUAGUGUGUCACCACGCGCACCAGAUCGCGCUGCAGCAGCAUUUCUUCGCCACCUCGCACUACGUGGCCACCAAGAAGGGCGUGUCCACGCUCGCCAUCAUCCUGGGCACGUUCGGCGCCAGCUGGCUGCCCUUCGCCGUCUACUGCCUGGUGGGCGAGCGCGAGUACCCGGCCGUUUACACGUACGCCACGCUGCUGCCCGCCACCUACAACUCCAUGAUCAACCCCAUCAUCUACGCGUACCGCAACGCCGAGAUCCAGCGCUCGAUCUAUGUGCUCUUCUGCGGCUGCUUUCACGCCAACGUGUCCUACCGCUCCAGAUCACCAAGCGAGGUCUAGAGCUGCCGGCAGAGUUUCCUUAACAGCACCCAAUCAGCGCUCUCGAUGCAAAACCUCCUAACAGUUGUUUUUCCUUUUUUUCACUUGUUUUUGCACCAUUUGAACACGCCAGCUACCCUUUACAUGGUGUGAACUAAUGGGCCAAUAAAAAUGGUACAAGGUU
Molecule: messenger RNA, 1465 nt
Organism: Colossoma macropomum (tambaqui)
Lineage: Eukaryota; Metazoa; Chordata; Actinopteri; Characiformes; Serrasalmidae
Product: G-protein coupled receptor 6
Exons: 2
Coding region: 277-1302 (341 amino acids)
Biological process (GO): G protein-coupled receptor signaling pathway
Cellular component (GO): membrane
Molecular function (GO): sphingosine-1-phosphate receptor activity
Source: RefSeq, a predicted model, not a curated record